AGUAAGUAAGAGGUGCGCAGUCUCUCUUUCUCUCACCUCCUUCAGUAACAACAAACCUCUUGGCUCUCUAUUACUACUACCUGUCAGAGUCAGCUGGAGAAUUAAAUUUAAUGCUGUUACCUUAAUUAAUUCAAUUUUUAGUGCCGACGUAACAAUGGAACUGGAGAAAUGGCCGAUAUUCAGUUUACUCAAGCCAGAAUUUGUUGAGAAAAUAAAAUUGGCUUGUGUCUUUGGUAGUCUUGGUAACGAAGCGGUUAUAGUAACAAAAGAUGACGACGUCUAUGCUCUCGGGUUCAAUGGUUCAGGCUGCCUUGGUGUCGGGGACCAGAACAGCACAAUGGAACCUCGAAAAAUUGAACCAUUGUGUCAGAAAAAGGUUAAAGGUAUUGCCUAUGGAAGUGGUCCACAUGUCUUAGCGUACACAGAAAGUGGAGAACUGUAUUCGUGGGGACACAACGGGUAUUGUCAACUUGGGAAUGGCUCCACUAAUCAAGGCCUCACACCCUACCUGGUCACUACUCACCUGCACAACAAACGUGUGGCGAGGAUUGCUGCUGGGUCACACCAUUCACUGGCACUGACGGAAGAAGGCGAGGUACUUGCUUGGGGACAGAACAAUUGUGGGCAAGUUGGUUCAGGAACAACAACCAAUCAGCCCACUCCUAGGAAGGUUAUCGCCAGCAUAGGAGGAAGACGAGUGGUGGAUAUAGCGUGUGGUCAGACGUCCUCCAUGGCCGUAAUGGAUAAUGGAGAGGUCUAUGGAUGGGGCCUGAACAGCAAUGGACAGUUAGGUCUUGGCAAUAACGUGAACCAACACAACCCGUGUAGAGUGACGGCCCUCCAAGGUGUUGUCAUCACAAAGAUUGUUUGUGGAUAUUCUCAUACUCUUGCCCUAAGUGACGAGGGCAGCUUGUGGGCUUGGGGUGCCAACAGCUAUGGUCAGUUGGGGACAGGAAAUAAGGCCAAUCAGUGUGCCCCGGUCAGAGUGGCGCAGGAUCUAGGUCGCAUUGUUGACAUUGCCUCGUCACAUUACUGCCACCUCUCGGCUGCAAUGACUCAAAAUUCUAAAAUAUAUCUCUGGGGACACUGUAAAGCUCAGAGUGUAGUGGGCCCAUUAGAGACAGGGUUCAGCAGUCUACAUGAGGUGUUUGCUCUGUGGGCCUCACCAAGUGUGACAUACGAGCCCGUCAGUGUCACCACCUUUACUCGCUCCUCUUUAGCACAGGCCAUGGCACUGGCUUUAGAUGAUGAGGAGACGGCUGACGUGGUUUUUAUGGUAGAUGAGCGAAGGAUUCGGGCCCAUCGUGCAGUCCUCAAGAUUAGAUGUCAGUACUUCCGUAACAUGUUUCAAGAACAUUGGAAGGAGAAUAAUUUAGAAGAGGUUGAGGUGAAGGACUACUCAUUUGUGGUGUUUCGAGCAUUUUUACAAUAUAUUUAUACUGAUACAGUUAAUGUCUCACCAGAGGAUGCUAUAGGAUUACUUGAACUAGCAAAUGCUUAUUGUGAAGAAGCUUUGAAGCACCAGUGUGAACGGAUUAUCCGUCACGGCAUCACUACUGAGAAUGCUGCCAUGCUUUAUGCCGUUGCCAUUAAGUAUGAAGCCACUAUACAAAACACUUCACGAGAGAACAAGACUGGAACCCAGCUUGACUUUGUUGAGGAUCCACUGUACAUUAAGGAGCUGGAGGAGUUUUGCUUCCGCUUCGCACUCAAUCACAUGACAGAAGUUGCACAGACCGAGGCAUUUAUGGCCCUCGACGAAUUAACCGUUAAGAACUUCAUCCAGCGAGCGGCUCAGCACGGGGCGUUUAAGUACUGAUAUUCUAGCUACUUGUUGAUGAGAAUCUCGCAACAACAGCAGCAGCCGAGGCACGAUCACCACUCCUAACAUUACACAGAGUUAAGGUGUGGCUUAUUUUGCAACCAGGGUCAGAAGGAUGGUAAUGGUUUGGGAGUAUUGAUGGCACACAUGAUGACCAUUGUAUUAAUUUGGAACUGGUAACGAGAGAUCUUUGGUGGAGAUAGAAUACUGUACGAGAACCGAGGUUUGUCAUUAGCUUAAAUACAUACUAUCAUGAGUGCUGGGACUGUGGGAACCUAUUUUUGAUUCUGAAUUGAUGUGGGACAUUUUUAUUGAAGUUUUACAUAAGAUUUAUUACUGUAGCAAGUCUCUGUUUGUUGUAGAACUUAAAUAUCCUCUGUGGUUGUGAAGAAAAGGAAUUCCACAUCUUGAGAAUGAAAGAAUUUUAGUUUUACUGGUAAUUUUUAUAAUAUUAUCUUACAACUGCUUAGAGUGUUGGAAAGAAUGAGUGUGUGUGAACUGUAUACAUUUCCAGACAUACACCAAAGAGCAAUGCUGUAUGAAGGACACGUGAAGGAAGCCUCCACACACACACACACACACACACACACACACACACACACACACAUACACACACACGCUAUUAACCUACAUCGUGCAGCCUUAUACCUCUAGUCCAGGAGCAGAGUUGUGCAGAUCCUCAAUGUCUUAUCUGAACUUUCCAAUGUUACCUUUUUACCCAAGUGACGUCUUUUCUCCAACACCUGAGUCGUCAAAACUUUUAAGACGACCAAGUAUGAAAAAUUACACUUAACUAUAAUUCAUCAGUUGAAUGUGUGAUAAUGUUAAUUAUUGAAAGACUUUAGGACAAAAAUAGGAGUCAAAUGGUGUCAGCGCUGUUUUGUUUCUAUUGCCGAUUGACUAUUAUUACUCUUGAACCUAUAUAAAUCAAUAUCAUCUGGCAGCUAGUUCUUGAGCAGCUUCUCCUUUUAAGUGCAUUUCUAAAAUCUCAAAUACAUCACUAAAAACUCAAGUGCAUCUCUAAAAACUUGAGUGCAUCAUUAGAAACUCAUGUACACUACUAAAAAUUUAUUGUUUGGCUCUGUGUAACCAAAAGUGUGAUGCCAAUUUCACUUAUCUGCACGACGUGGGUUAAAUUUAUUAUAGCUCUUGUCAAUAACACACGGAAUAUUUUUUAGUUUAUUUUCUACUUUUAAUAUGUGAUAUUGUAUUCCUAAAGAGCAUGUAGAAAAUUAUUGGCUUAUAAUUGUGCAAAUAUACGUGAUUAGAAAGUGGUAUGUGAAGGAAUGUUGUCAGGCCAGAGCUAGUCUUUAGUGGCUUACAGAACUUUAUCUUCAUAGUGGUUUAUUUCUCACUAACACACCAGACAGUUUACAAUCAUAUACGUCACCCCUGAGAUAUCUUUUCCGUAUUUGUCUGUAAUCUGUCGCCUCUACAGUAUCCUUUAUUUUACAAUGUUGUUUUAAGUUAUGGUGUAUUACCUGUAGUUUAUUCAGCACUGAUGAUUAUUUUUUUACGUACUUUUUUUUGUCUAAUCUUCUUGUCGCUAUUCCUUAUGGUUGUAAUAUUUCCAUCUGUCAGGAGAUACUAAGGACAGAUUAUUCCGUACUAUGUCUUAAAAUGAAUGGUGUUUUUGUACUGAAAAUUGAACAUUGGUACAAUAUAAGUAUGUUAGGGUUGGGUUAAGUUAGGUUAUGGUAGGUUAGGUUGGGGUGGGCUAAGUUAGGUUGGGUUGGGUUGGGUUGGGUUAGAUUAGGUUGAGUGAAAAAUUUUGUUUACAAUAUUUAUCUUAUUUUAUUAACUCUCUCUCUUAUUUUAUAAUAUUCUAUCCAUAUGUCACAGCACCAGCCAUUGAUUUAUGUAUAUACCUGUACAGUACAGUAUCAUUAGGCCCAGUAAGUUUGCGGUACAGUAAAUGAAGUGAUGACGGACUACUACUUUGGUGAGAGAUAAUAUUAAUGAAUGUUUAUAUGGCAGGAGAAACACUGAGAUCAUUAUUGUACUCACAGUCAUGUAGGUUAUGAUGUGUUUGAAAAUGUCUUUAUGUAGAGAUGUAAGUGUAUCCUGCUUUGUGUAAGAACCCCCAGCUAAGACACUGAACAUUCAUGGUGACAUCACACACAUUUUAUCUUACUUCAACUUGGGUUAAAAUAAUUCCUUCAUUUUGACAGUUCUGGCACAAAGUCAUAACCCCCAAGGACUGAAAAUUCACCUGCGUACCUUCCCUUGGUUUCAGGGAUCAGGACCACAUGCGGCUUCUCAGUUUAUAGGGAUGGAGAUAUGUUUAAGAUGAGUGGCUUGUGGGUUCUCUGUGUUCCAGUAAAACCCCUCCAUCAUCCCAGUAUAACCUCAUCCCCCAUCCCAGUAUUACCUCAUCCCCCAUCCCAGUAUAACCUCACCCCCCAUCCCAGUACAGUAUAACUUCACACACCCCCCUCCCAGUAUAACUUCACACACCGCCCUCCCAGUAUAACUUCACACACCGCCCUCCCAGUAUAACUUCACACACCGCCCUCCCAGUAUAACUUCACACACCCCCCUCCCAGUAUAACUUCACACACCCCCCUCCCAGUAUUGCCCCAGCCCACCAUAUCUCCCACAGCAAGGUUUAUGUCCCCUCUUGGUUUUCUCCUUAUGAUGUGUAAAUUGUGGCUUGUGAUGUGUGUCUCUCCUGAUAAUUUUUAAUAAUAAUUUCGUACUCGGUUACCUUUUUUUUUUUUAGAAUUUCAUGCUUUCGUAUUGGUUCUUUAUGGUUUUAAUUUUAUCUAACAGAAGUGUGUUUUAUUUUUUUUAUUUUAAUUAUGAUAGAAGUGAGUGGUGUAGAUAUACAUUUGGGGAUAAUUUUUGUGUGUAAAUACCUACUAAUAUUUCUUUGUGAGCAUGAAAAUUAACUGGGUAGUUGCCCCUCCUUCCUCUCCAGGUUACCCUCUUGAUGGGAACUUAGAGGGUCUUUAUAGGGACUUAAAGGGUCUUGAUGGGGCCUUGGUACAACAAUACCCUCUGGAGAACAGUAAGUCUUUGAGUCGUGUUUACCCAACUAACACACCGAGGCUACUCUCCGCUGUCUUCCAUUUCAAUGUCUAUCCAUCAUUUUGAAAUUUGGUUUAUCACUGACUGCUGUUGGAAGUUCUGUAUACACAAGACUUUCUCUCUUAUCUUGUUGUUUAUUUACUACAUAAACUAAGUGUUGAGCCCCUUUGUAACACAUCAGGGAUGGUUGGCAGGGACUACUAUAGCUCUAGAUGUUGUCAUGCGAGUAAGACCAGUACUGUACUAUAUGGUCUCACGUUUAUCGGUUCUUAAGGCUUGUUUGCAUUUUUUGCCGUCUCUCCCAAGUUCUUUAGUGUUUUUCACGGGAUUGAUAGCAUUGUCCCCAGGCCUUGACCCAUAGUUCUCACACACACACACAUAUAUUUCACUCCACAUUGUUGGCAAAGUUUUAUCUUGUAGGGUCUGGGCCUUGUCCUGCAGUGGAGAUGACUUGUGGGUGCCUGAGAGCCCUGUGCUGGUUUAGGGGGUCAUAGGAAGACUCUCCUUUACUGAGAAACAGAUCUGAAUUUGGGGGACUUUAUCAUGUAUAUAUUAGAUGUUCAUAGUUUAAUCACAUUUAAGGAGGUCUGUAGGUAGCUUGGGUUAGGCAGUGCAGCAUUUUUUAAUUGGGGUGAUACUGUAUAUUAACUCUCCAAGUCUAGCCAGUAAUCUGAGGAACACCUCAUGAAUUGUAUAACAAUAUGAUGGAUGACUCCAAGGUCUUUUCACUCCUGGGGGACAAAGACAUAGUAAAUGCAUUAUGAAAUAUAACACAGUACUGUACCGUACUCUUUGGGUCAAACAAGUUGGUGAUUUUUUAAAUCCUGUGAAUUGUAAUGUGUAGAUUAUUCAGUGUGCUUCCAGUUUGGUACUUAUUGUUAUUCCAUAAUGAUGGUGAUGAGCAUUGCAUUGCAGGUCAACUGGUUCAUACCUCAUACUGGUUUAGUUAUACUGUGUAGAGUCUUCUAGUGUGUAAAGUACUAGAGAGUAUCAUAUGUGAUACAGUGUUUGAACAUCUUCAAUGAAACAAUCUAAUAAAUGAAUGCCAGCUCGGUUUCAUGCCUGGACGCUCCUGUUUGAUGCAAUUGUUUAAGAUGCUGGAUGUGUGGACACCAAUCGUGGAGUAUGGUGGCAAUAUUGACAAUAUGUACCCUGACUUUUGAUAGUGUACCUCAUGAAGGAUGAAAAUGAAACUGAAAGGGUACUGAAUUCGAGGGACAUCCUGCCUGGAUUGCAGACAGGUGUACCAGUGACAAGGAGGGUACCAUAGGGCAGUGUGCUGGAUCUGUGUUGUUCAUUUGUUUCAUAAAUGAUAUGUCAGAUGCUAUACUGUACAUUCAUCCAGGCAAAUGUCUGUGGAUGACAUUAAGCUGUUCAGAGAAAUUAAGAAAUGAGUGUACAGGGAAAAGUUAAGGAAGAAUUAUGUAAGCUUCACAAGUGGUCAGAGGAAUGGUUACUAAGAUCCAGCAUUACCAAAUGCAAGAGAUGCACCGAGGUCACACCAAUAGCAAGGAGUCAUAUCAUAUCACAUGUCCCAAUGGGAUAAGAAAGCACUAUUUUUUUAAACUAAGUGUGAAAAGUAUCUCGAGUGUUUGAGGUAUGUUAACAAUGAACUGAGGUUCUCGGAUGACCUCACUUGAUGCAACAUUGUAGGGAUUUGGUCCACUGAUUAUUGGGGCUAUUGAUACUGACGGCCUGAUACCUUGUUUCCCGAAGGUUAGGUGACAACACUGGGAAGCUGUAUGUUGAGUGUGUACCACUCUUCCAACUGUAACAGAUGGCAUAUAAAACAAGGUCAACUGGCUUUUGAUUAUGAAAACCACCUGACCUGACCCCUUCAAUAAUUACAAUGCAGUUCUCUGAUUGAUUUCUUCCAACCACAAAUAAAACUCAAAUGUGCCAAUUUCUUGUCUAACAAUGUAACUCAGGGCCUAUAGACUCUCCUUAUAAACCACGCUUGGCAGGUGUUGUUUAUUAGAGGUUUAUAGAUUGACACCACCACCACCUCCUCUCUGAUCAGUUCAUCCAUUCACUCCUGAGAGUCAUACUGAUGGGAGAGCGACUACUUCACCUGACGUAUCACUUCUUUGUGGUGAUGCCUUACCAGGUAGUGGAGAAGAUUCACUAGUGAUAGAUUAAACAAAUGACCAACACUGGUGAGAAUUAGGUUCCAUGAAUAAUCUCGUGAAGAAAAAUUCUCUCCUAAGAAUCUCGUCAUUGAAGGCGUUAAAGGCAGAUGCUCGAAUUGGAGGAUUGAUCUUCAAAUCCUGUCCUUAGCAGAACCUGCUACUAGGCAGCUCAGAUGUUCUCCCCUUCCUCUCAGUUUGUGGGUUAUUAUGCUGAGAUUCAAAUAUAAAAUGAUGGGUUGGCUUUGAAAUCAGAAUUGGUAGAGAGUAGCCUUAGUGGACAGUAGCCUAAGUGGACAGAACCUUAGUGGACAGUAGCCUUGAUGAACUGUAUAGCCUUGGUGGACAAUAGCCUUAGUGGACUGAAUAGCCUUGGUGGACAGUAGCCUUGGUGGAGAGUAACCUUAGUGGAUUGCAUAACCUUGGUGGACAGUAGCCUUGGUGCGAAUUGUGAUGACAGGACAGAAAUGGGUUAAAGAAGACCUCGUGACCUCCAGAGGACAACCAUUUCACCAUGUCCUUUUCAUCUGAGGCUGAUGUGAGGGGAUGAACUUGUUAAUACAAGUUGUUCUCAUCUACAUCAGGGGAUGUGUUCCUAGGUAAGGCCACCAUGAGAAGUAAUAAUAUAAAUAUUGAUAAACUCCUAUAGUAAAAGUGGAGUUUACAUUUCCACCCACAGCCAAGUUCCUUCCUCUAUUAAUGAUGAAUCCAUUUUACAUAAGUUUUCCUACGGUACAUAAAUACUGUACCAAUACAGAAACUAGAUACUGUAUUGAAUUAUUUCAUAAAUGUAUACUAAUCUCUGCUCACUGAUACAUUCUUAUUUUCUGCUUGGAGACAGGUCGGCAGUAGUCUUACAGAGGAAAUUAUAUACAUUUCACCUGAGGAAGUAGCCAGGGACAAAUAUUCUUAAUCAGUUACUGAUACUUGAACUGACUUUAAUAUUGAGUGCUUGGUACUCUUGUUUAUUUAUUGCAAGAUACAGUAAAUCCUUUCAAUAACAGAAUCUUCCCAAUAAUGGACUGUGCUUACAAGAAUUACAGUAGUCUGGUGUUGUGAGAGUUUACCGUAAAACAAUCAAAAUUGUUAUUAUACAGUACAGUGUCAAGGUACAGUAGUACAGUACA
Messenger RNA from Homarus americanus (American lobster), 8105 nucleotides. RefSeq names its product RCC1 and BTB domain-containing protein 1-like. NCBI's taxonomy places the organism in Eukaryota, Metazoa, Arthropoda, Malacostraca, Decapoda, Nephropidae. The record is from RefSeq and is a predicted model, not a curated record. Gene Ontology annotation, molecular function: protein binding. The transcript has 13 exons. Bases 155 to 1819 code for a protein of 554 amino acids.